AUGGCUAGCACAUGCCCAGCAUUUAGCACGCAUCCGUUGGGAUACUCAAAACAACAGUUUGUCCACGAACCCCAACAGAGACAAGCGUACAAGCGUCGACGUAGAUCCAGAUAUGGCUCAUCUGGCUCUGGUGUCGGGAAACGGCUUCAGCCCAUAUCUGUAUUGUUCCUUUGCGCUAUUUUCAUGGACACAAUGGAAGUUCCACUAUAUCAUCAUGGGAUAUCGAAUAUUUUGUCGAUUAAAUGGGCGCUCGCCGGUGAAGUCACUGAGGGUCCAUAUUGUACCACGCAAGCGGUGCUGAAACAUAUUGGGAAUCAGGGUGUUGCGUUGUACAGCAUUGCAAUCGCAGUGUUGACCUACCUUCAAGUCUUCCACUCGAAAUGGCUUGGAAAGAGAGGAGCGAAGACUUUCGCAGCGUUAUCUGUUUGCUUCAUAACCAUAUUCAUCACAUUAAUUGUCAUAAUCCCCUCUUCCAUCAUUCGGCCAUUUUAUGGAAAUACAGGUAUGUGGUGCUGGAUCUCGAGGCGUCACAGAACCAUGCGAAUUGUAACCAUUUUCACAUACGGGACAGUAGUGUACAAGUGGCUACGUCAAGCAUCUUUUGACGCUGAUCGUGACUUGAAACGGGACGCUAUCGCCAUGGGAUGGUAUCCUAUUGCGUAUCUCAUCGUCAUUGUACCUCAUUAUGCAAUCCUCCAGUUCGCGAUGCCACCUGGUCGCCAAUCUAUUCCCAGUUGGUGGACCUGGCCUUAUGCCAUUUUUUCUUCGUGGGGAGCCCUCAACGUGAUCUUGUGGUAUUGCACGGGCAGACAUUUCGGAUUCUCCCCCGGGAGAAAGGGUGUCUCUUCAAACUCAGGUCUCCAUCCACCCGUCAGUGGUGACAUGGCUGCAUGAUCCUAUCUUGCUCACUUCUUAGCACAGCGUUGAUCCUGUACAUAAGUUCAGACCAAAUGAAACUAGUAUCUUGG
Messenger RNA from Cantharellus anzutake, 968 nucleotides. RefSeq lists its product as uncharacterized. Gene Ontology annotation, biological process: adenylate cyclase-activating G protein-coupled receptor signaling pathway. The coding region runs from base 1 to 894 and encodes 297 amino acids. Gene Ontology annotation, molecular function: G protein-coupled receptor activity. The transcript is spliced from 7 exons. NCBI's taxonomy places the organism in Eukaryota, Fungi, Basidiomycota, Agaricomycetes, Cantharellales, Hydnaceae. Gene Ontology annotation, cellular component: plasma membrane. The record is from RefSeq and is a predicted model, not a curated record.